Diaporthe citri is the source of this 432-nucleotide messenger RNA. RefSeq lists its product as uncharacterized. The transcript is spliced from 2 exons. The record is from RefSeq and is a predicted model, not a curated record. NCBI's taxonomy places the organism in Eukaryota, Fungi, Ascomycota, Sordariomycetes, Diaporthales, Diaporthaceae. Bases 1 to 432 code for a protein of 143 amino acids.
AUGGGUCUCCCCGUAAUUCUGUGCGGCAAGACCGAGCAGAUCGGCGCGGGUGUGGUUACUGGCCUUAAGCCAGAGCUUGAUGGCAUGUUCAUUCAAUUCGUCAUGACCCCUGAGAGUGGAAAGGAGCAAAUUCCUUAUAUCUUCAGAUGUGAAACACCUCCCUCGGCAGACUCGGCGCUGGGCAGCAAGAACUACUCGCAAAAGCCUGUUGCAGUCGUCCUUGGCGCCGGCUAUGACGACGAUGGCGUCAAGGUUAUGAUGGAGGCCUCCAGGGGUAUACAUCCUAUCCCUUGGCUGCGGCCGGAUAUGAGCAAGCCUGCUCCCCCUUUGGGACCUGAGUAUGGCAAAGCCAUGGUCCAACGUGUUAAAGAGUUGGUGGUCGAGUUGCACAAAGACGGCAAGAUGAAUGAUGAGAAAGUCUUUUGGUACUGA